CUCUACACACUUGCAAUAUAAUUUCAUAUAUGGAAUUAAAUACCAGGCAUCAGGUCAAAUCCAACGAUCUCCCUCUGUUUUUCUCCCUGUAGAUGCCAUGUGAAGGAUGCAUGGAGAGGGACAAUGAGAGCACUGAUGCAACCAUGGAGUUCCUCCUUCUUGGCUUCUCUGAGCUGUUCUGUCUGCGGGUCCUCCUCUUCCUUAUCUUUCUCAUCAUCCAUUUGGUCACAUUGGCAGGGAAUAUGAUGAUCUUCAUAGCUGUGUUUAUGGAGCACUCUCGUCCUCCCAUGCUUUUCUUCCUCUGUCAGCUCUCUAUCAUUGAGCUUUGCUACACCUUAGUCAUUGUCCCUAAGGCACUCCUUGGCCUGAUGGUUAUGAAUGGCAUCACCAUUUCCUUCAUAGGCUACGCUGCCCAGAUGUACCUUUUCGUGGGGCUCGGUGGAGCCGAAUGCUUUCUCCUGGCAGCCAUGUCGUAUGACCGCUACAUUGCCAUCUGCCAGCCCCUUCACUACACAGUGGUGAUGAGCGAGGGGCUCUGCCUUAGGCUGUCCAUAGCGUGCUGUCUGGGAGGCUUUGCUGUUGCCCUGGGGUUGACAGUGUCUGUUUUCCACUUACCUUUCUGUCAGUCACAUCACAUCAACCACUUCUUCUGUGAUGUCCCUGCAGUGCUGCACCUGGCCUGCACACACAGCUACACCCCCGAGCUUCCCCUGCUGGCUGCCUGCGUGCUCCUCCUGCUACUUCCCUUCCUCCUGAUCCUCACCUCUUAUGUGUGUAUUGCUGCUGUUUUGCUACGUAUCACUUCCUCCCUCAGAAGGGGCAAGGCCUUUUCCACCUGCUUAUCACACUUGACCAUCACGUUGCUGCACUAUGGAUGUGCCUCCUUCAUGUACAUUCGUCCCAAGUCCAGUUACUCACCAGCUCGAGACAAGAUGGUUUCUCUAGUCUACACCAAUAUUACUCCAUUACUAUACCCCCUUAUUUAUAGCUUGAGGAACAAGGAAAUCAGAGGAGUCCUAAGGAAAAUGUUGAGGAGGAAGAGAACAGCUCAGCUGAACUGGGGUACUACUAGGGCUGUUACAGCUGAGAACUAAAUUUGAGGAGGACAAAUGUUCUUGUUGGAAAUGCAGUCCUGUAACUUGGCUAGGACAAGAUUCUCUAUAGACCUCACUACGGUAAACAUCCAGGCAGAAUACAAUGUGCAUUGAUGUA
Messenger RNA from Gallus gallus (chicken), 1212 nucleotides. RefSeq names its product putative olfactory receptor 10AC1-like. The transcript has a single exon. The record is from RefSeq and is a predicted model, not a curated record. Gene Ontology annotation, cellular component: membrane. Gene Ontology annotation, molecular function: G protein-coupled receptor activity; olfactory receptor activity. Gene Ontology annotation, biological process: G protein-coupled receptor signaling pathway. The coding region runs from base 93 to 1094 and encodes 333 amino acids. NCBI's taxonomy places the organism in Eukaryota, Metazoa, Chordata, Aves, Galliformes, Phasianidae.